Molecule: messenger RNA, 2174 nt
Organism: Heterocephalus glaber (naked mole-rat)
Lineage: Eukaryota; Metazoa; Chordata; Mammalia; Rodentia; Bathyergidae
Gene: Pdgfa
Product: platelet derived growth factor subunit A
Biological process (GO): positive regulation of phosphatidylinositol 3-kinase/protein kinase B signal transduction; positive regulation of MAP kinase activity; platelet-derived growth factor receptor signaling pathway
Cellular component (GO): membrane
Molecular function (GO): growth factor activity; platelet-derived growth factor receptor binding
Source: RefSeq, a predicted model, not a curated record
CCACCCUCGGGCGGUCGCUGUUGUUGUGGUCGCCAUGGCGACGGGUCGGUUUUAUUUUUAAUAGCUGCCAGCGAUACGAGAGAUGCCUGCGCCGCACGCCCCGAAGCUCCCGAGUCCCGGGGUGAUGUGCCCAGGCUCCGCCUGGCUCUGGCCCCAGGCUCCCGCCCUGGGAGCCCCUUUCCGUGUCCCCGGAUCUUCCCCACCCGCCUUGAACUCCAGCUGGGCGCCCCUAUAGCGCCAGGAGGAUUCCCACGUCCGCUGUCACACGGGGUCCUUGAACCCCAAGGAGGUGUCCUCGCGUCCCCUCUGCCCGCGAGGAGUCCGAGGCCGAGCGGGUCAUGAUUCGCACAACUCCCAGGAUAAGAAGGCGAGGGCUCGACCGGGGGCCGCCUUCCAGAAAGCCCCUCCAGAGCACCAGGAGGCUCCACCCGGACAGACGGCCGGGCUUUCAGGAAGCUGAGAUCCCCCGGGAGCUGAUCGAGCGGCUGGCUCGAAGUCAGAUCCACAGCAUCCGGGACCUCCAGCGACUCCUGGAGAUAGACUCCGUAGGAACCGAGGAUGCCUUGGAGACCAGCCUGAGAGCCCAGGUGCCCCAUGCCACCAAACAUGCUCCCGAGAAGCGGCCUGUGCCCAUUCGGAGGAAGAGGAGCAUCGAGGAAGCCAUUCCCGCGGUCUGCAAGACCAGGACAGUCAUUUACGAGAUACCUCGGAGCCAGGUGGACCCCACGUCUGCCAACUUCCUGAUCUGGCCGCCGUGCGUGGAGGUGAAGCGCUGCACCGGCUGCUGCAACACCAGCAGCGUCAAGUGCCAGCCCUCGAGGGUCCACCACCGGAGUGUCAAGGUGGCCAAAGUGGAGUAUGUCAGGAAGAAGCCAAAGUUGAAAGAGGUCCAGGUGAGGUUAGAGGAACACCUGGAGUGUGCAUGUGCGACCUCCAGCCUGAAUCCAGACCAUCGGGAAGAGGAGACGGGAAGGCGUAGGGAGUCAGGUAAAAAACGGAAAAGAAAACGGUUAAAACCCACCUAAAGUCGCCAACCAGAUGUGAGGUGAGGAUGACCCAGCAGCCCUCUCCUGGGACACGGAUGUACAUGGCGUGUUACAUUCCUGAACCUACUAUGUACGGUGCUUGAUUGCCAGCGUGUGGUCUUUGUUCUCCUCCGUGAAAACUGUCCAAGAGCACCCUGGAGAACAAAGCCGACAGUGUGCAUUUGUUCAGUGUGACAUCAAAGCACGUAUUGUAGCACUCCGAGAGACAGCAGAAGCCUCCUUGUCAGCGAGAGAGAAAACAAACCACAAAACAUGACACAAACAAACUGGACUCACAACAAAUAUCUACGCGGCGGACAGAAGGGCUGCCCCGAGGGGUGGACGUGUGGCGGCUCAAGGGAUGGAUUUCUUCUGUCGGUGGCCACAGGUGCUCUUUGCCAAGGACGUGGAGUUGCAGACACUUGCGGGGCGCCAGGCUCUGCGGGACACGUGGGAAUCGGGGUGACCCGGGCAGCUGUGCCUACACCUCGCUGUCGUGCUUGAGUCCAUCGGGGCCUUCCCCAGACAGAGCCUUAAGUGGGUUUUUUGUUGUUGUUGUUGUUUUUUUGUUUUUUGUUUUUUUACACUGUAAAGUGAUUAAGCUUUCCUUUUUACUCUUUGCCUAGCUUUUUUUUUUUCUUUUUAAUUAUCUCUUGGAUGACAUUUACUCCGAUAACACACAGGCUGCUGUAACUGUCAGGACCGUGCCACAAGUGUGUUUCCUAGCAGGAUGCAACUAAUGAGAUGUAUUAAAAUAAACAUGGUAUACCGACCUAUGCAUCAUUUCCUAAAUGUUUCUGGCUUUAUAUGUUCCUCCUGUACCCACUUAUUUUUCAAAUGAAGUGAGACCAUAUCCCCCCCGAGGUGCUGCCCGCUGUUCUUCCCCAAGGGUGGCUGUGUGGCUCUUGUGCCCCUCGGAGUGUCUGGACAGAACCUAAAUUCUUUAUUUUUGGUAAGCUGUUGUGCUUUAUUUGUAUUAACAGAAAUGUGCAUGUGUAGUUUCUUUGUGGGGUUUUUUUUGUUUGUUUUUGUUUUUUCUUCUGUAAAGGUGAAGUUUGUAUUUUUAUUGUUACCAGUUUUAUAUACAUGAGAGCCUAUUAUUAUUAUUAAUUUUUUGAACCAGAAGAAAAAAAAUGCACGUGAAACACA